Molecule: messenger RNA, 1969 nt
Organism: Trichosurus vulpecula (common brushtail)
Lineage: Eukaryota; Metazoa; Chordata; Mammalia; Diprotodontia; Phalangeridae
Product: sterol 26-hydroxylase, mitochondrial
Exons: 9
Coding region: 56-1681 (541 amino acids)
Biological process (GO): glucocorticoid biosynthetic process; cellular response to peptide hormone stimulus; cholesterol metabolic process
Cellular component (GO): mitochondrial inner membrane
Molecular function (GO): heme binding; oxidoreductase activity, acting on paired donors, with incorporation or reduction of molecular oxygen; monooxygenase activity
Source: RefSeq, a predicted model, not a curated record
GAGUCUGGUUCAGUAGCUAGUUCCAGGUACUUGGCGCCGGAGGUCAGUGCCUGGCAUGCAGAACAUCGGGUCCCUGGUGAUGCGAGGUCGCUUGGUGCGCCUGCUGGCGCCUCUGCGAAGGGCCCCAGCUAGCUGUCCCCUCGGGGCGAGGGCCAAGGCAACGGACCCAGCUGCUCUGGCUACAGAGCUGACUACGGCACCCGGCACCGUGUACUCCUCCGCGGGGCCCGGCGACCGGCAGCUGCGCAGUCCAGAAGAGCUUCCAGGGCCUGGCCAGUUGCGCAGUUUUUUCCAACUGUUUGUGCAAGGCUAUGUCUUUCACAUGCACGAGCUUCAGGUGGCUUCAAAGGCCCAGUAUGGGCCGAUAUGGAAGACAGUUAUAGGCCCUUAUGUCAACGUGAAUCUGGCCAGUCCAUCAUUGAUGGAGCAGCUGAUGAGGCAGGAGGGGAAGUACCCUAUGCGCGAUGACAUGACUAUCUGGAAGGAGCACCGAGAUAUUCGAGGACUGACCUAUGGGCCCUUUACCAUGCAAGGGGAGCAAUGGCACAAGCUUCGUCAGGCUCUGAACCCUCGGAUGCUGAAGCCGUCUGAUGCUGCCCUGUAUACAGAUUCCCUGAAUGGUGUGGUAGGGGACAUGCUGGUUCGACUAGAUGACGUGAAGGCAAAGAGCCCCACGGGGGACCAGGUGCCUGAUGUUGCUAAGUUCUUCUACCUCUUUGCCUUGGAAGCUAUUUCAUACAUCCUGUUCGAGAAGCGAAUUGGAUGCUUGAAGCCAUCCGUUCUGCCUGAUACAGAGAUCUUCGUAAGGUCUGUGGAGCUCAUGUUCAAGAACUCUAUCUUUGCUACUUUCCUGCCAGUGUGGACCCGUUCCUUCCUUCCUUUUUGGGAUCGUUAUUUGGAAGGCUGGGACAAUAUCUUCUCUUUCGGGAAGAAGAUGAUUGAAGAAAAACUCAAGGAGCUGGAGGCUGAGCUGAAGGAUGGGAAUUCUGAGAAGGUUCGGGUAUCUGGCUACCUGCAUUUUCUGCUCUCUUCUGGACAGCUCAGUCCUGAUGAGGCCAUGGGCAGCUUGGCUGAACUGCUCUUAGCUGGAGUGGACACGACUUCCAACACGUUGACUUGGGCCCUUUACCACCUGGCUCAGGAUCCAGAGACUCAGGAAGCCCUGUACAAGGAGGUGGUGGGGGUGGUGCCUCCUGGAGAGAUACCCCAAUACAAGGACUUCUCCCACAUGCCCCUGCUCAAAGCAGUGCUUAAGGAGACUCUUCGCCUCUAUCCUGUUGUCCCCAUAAACUCGAGAAUCAACACAGACAAAGAAGUCAUCAUAGGAGACUAUCUCUUUCCCAAGAAUACCCAGUUUGUGUUGUGUCACUUUGUAAUGUCCCGGGACCCUGACACCUUCCCAUCUCCUGAGAAGUUUCUGCCACGGCGAUGGCUCCAGAGAAGCCGGACCGGGUCUGUGGGAGGCAACCAUGCCUUUGGCACCAUACCCUUUGGUUUUGGGGUCCGAUCCUGUCUGGGCCGGAGAAUUGCUGAGCUUGAGAUGAAUUUGGUGCUGUCAAGGAUUAUACAACAAUACAAGGUGUCUCUAGCUCCUGGAAUGCAGAAAGUGUACCCUUUGGCACGAAUCGUCUUGGUGCCUGACAAGCUAGUUAGCCUGUGCUUCCAGAGGAGGCACCCCUGAGUCAUGGGAUGCCUUCUUGUUCUUAACUAGCCAGAUUCCUUUCUCUGCCAUGAGACAAGUUCAGACCUUAGCUCCCACUGUGUAUUAUUAUCAUGCUUUGCCAGUCCUAAUUGUAAUGGACUCCUACCCAAAAGAUGCAGGAUGAGCUCAGGGUACCUCCUGAAGAUCUGGAAGACCAAACCCUUGGGUCCUACCACCUUUGUUGGUGCCUGCUCAUAUCUCCCUUCUUUGAUGUCCUUGGUCCAUGGAAACACAACUAAUAAAAAUUGACUUUCAGUGAUGCUGGAA